AUGCGCGGAAUGGUUCAUGAAUCCCCCUCCUAUUUGUACUGUGAAUGCGAAUUUAGUGGAAAAGUAUAUGAUACUUCAUUAUAUCUGGAAAAUCCCACCCAACUAAAACUCGAGUUAGCUAACCGCAUCACAAAUGAGGAAUGGCAUGUCGUUGAGGAACUAACCAGGAAGACUGGAAAUUUCAAAAGGUUUGAUGUAUUCUGCUCAAUGCUCCAAUCGGCUCUAUCUAAGCGUUCAAAUUUCCUCAAACUAGAUUUACUAAAUUACGAGGAUCUUAAUGAAAUUAGAAGGAUAAAGAUUUUAAAUGAUUAUCUUCCUCCACGAUGUUCUGUCACACUAAAUGGGAAUAAGCGAUACUUAAUACUGUCGUAUACUACAGAAUUCGAUAAAAUUCAUUACCCUAUACCGUUAUUGUUUGUCGGUUGUCCAACUCCCGAUGUCUACAGAAAUAUAAUACACGAAUUACGAGUCAAGUUAUUCAGUUUUGGAUCAACAAUGAGCUUUCCCGAACAUCAGCUUGAUACGAGUGAAACUGGCGAAGCGAUUUCAAAAAUAUCCAAGCUGCAAUCGGAAAAUAUGGCUUUAAGGAGGGAGCUUCUUUAUGUCAAAGAAUCUCUAAAUAAUGUGAAAUCCUGUCGUCAGACGCAUCUUGGUGAAAAUCCUUGUCAGUUUUCUGACAAGGCGAAGCACACAGGACUCAAAGCAUUUGUAGACAAUUUAGAGACAGAGCUCUAUGAAGAGAAAUCUAAGGCGUCGCGCCAAAUGGUUAAAUAUACCCGCGAAAUAGCUCGGUUGCAAUCAGAUUUGGAAGUUGCGGUAAUAAAUCAAAGGGGGAUGCGUCGUAAAAUCGAUCAGUUAUCUGAGGAACUGUACUUUUUGAAGGGUGGCUCGUUACACAGAAAAUCUGGCAACUCGAGGACAUUUACUCAUAGUACAAACAAUAAAUCAAACCAAGUUAGUCGUAUCAACCGGUCUAAUGUCUUUUCAUCCCAGAAAAGCCGAGAACCGAUCUUUACACUUUUGAAUUGCAAAGCGAACGUCGCCAAGCGUAGAGCGGGUAGUGCGAGCCCAACAAUUUGCCGAACUCUCUCACAUGGGUCUAGUAAAAUUAAUAAUACCUGCCCUAAUCCUCUAAACAAGCCUUUUAAUCCCUAUAAACAGCGAACAAACUCUCUAGAUAGAGCGUUAUCAGGUAAUCGUCGAUUUGAUCCAACUGCUUACAUUCAGGAGAGAGAGAGAAAACGGGAAGAGAAUGCUCUAAAACGGUUGGCACAACAGCAAUCAUUAAUUGGUGCACUUUCGUAUCAGCGAACUAGAUCCUCGUCGUGUACGGACAAUCGAUAUAAUUCCAAUGUGAAAAACAUUACUUCUCAAUUUGCUCGUACUUCUGGAACUACUUCACCUGCUUUUUCUUCGUGUGAAUCUGGUUUAGAUUGUACAACUAGAAAACCGUAUAAUAGAGUUCGUCAUCCAUCAUGUUGUACUCAUAGAUUUAAUCGUCCAAACACUUGUUCACCUCAUCCUUCGGUCUUACAACCUUCUCGUUCCCCUGCCAAUGGUUACUAUUCAUCUAGUUCUCCGGAACCAGUGAAUAUGAAAACAAAUCAGAAUAUCAGUUCGAAAGACCUCAAUAGUCCUAAAUUACCUGCUCCAUUAAAUGAAAUUUGCACAUCCAGAUCUUCAAGGUCACGAUCAAUUGUAAAAAGUCCUUCCUUAUCUGAACGUCAUCAAGUUGACAAUGAAAUGGAUUCGGAUAUUAGUAUAUGUUCUGGCAGACUGUCUCGUCGAUCUCAACCAAGAAACCGAAAUGUUUAUACUAAGAAAGAGAAAACAAUUCAUGAUACUGAUGCAGAAUUAGAUGAAAUUGAUCAUCGUUUAAAUGUACUUCAAGGGUUUUUUGAAAAAUAUCUGACGAAUUCAUAG
Schistosoma turkestanicum is the source of this 1923-nucleotide messenger RNA. The record is from the annotation of a GenBank genome assembly. Lineage: Eukaryota; Metazoa; Platyhelminthes; Trematoda; Strigeidida; Schistosomatidae.